AUGGGCGAAAACCCAAAUCUCGUAACGAUCGACCCGAACGGAGACAUGCUGAUCAAGCUCAAAUACCGGAGUACCGCGCAGUCGAAGUGGAAAAACGAGAGCGAAUCCGUGGAAGAUUGGAUCGCUCAGGCAGAAGCCGCCAAAGCAGUUAUCGAGAACGAGACUGCGCGACCGGAGCAGAAACCUGCCGAAGUUCACUACCUCGUAUCAUCGCGACAAUUACGCAUCGUUUCACCUUACUUCGAAAAGAUGUUCAAGCGGAACUACGACGAGACUGUUCCCAAUAGCGAGGACGGUCUAUAUCACGUACGAGCGCAGCAGUGGAAUCCGCAUGCCCUUGCCAUCAUGCUCAAUAUUGCGCACCUUCAGUUCGCGGCUAUACCGAAGGAACUCAGCGUUAGGUUGUUUGUUGCGCUGUUUCUGGUUGCGGACUACUACCAGAUGGAGGAUGCGUUGAGGCUGUUUACGAAAGAGUGGCAGGAACAACUCCAGGAACAGCCGAUGCCAACGCUUUACAGCGAAGAGUCGAUGCUGUGGAUGUUCUUGGGUGUGAAGUUGAAAGAAGGGGAGAUAUUUGAGAGCAUGGCAUCUCUGGCAAUGAGGGAGGCAUGUCAUCCGAUACAGUUCUUGGAUCUACCUUUCCCACGUGGUGAAAAAGGUGUGGGUCAGCUUGACAGCAUGAGGUGUAAGGCUAUCCAAGCGCUGCUGGCUGGCACUCAUAAGCUCAACCAAGAUCUAUACGAAGGCAACGCGGGAUGCAAUGAUGCAUGUUCGGCAAUGAUGUUGGGGUUCUUACAGCGAAGCUUGUGGGACACGAAGUUGCUGAGUCACAUCGAGAAACAUGACCAACAUCCCUUCGAAGGACUGUCAUUCGAUGUGAUCUAUCGCGGAAUCAACAACGUCGUUUAUGAUCAGAGUUACGGUAUCAUUAUACAGGCCGGUUGUUGUCAAAUCCGCGACCUUCUUUAUCCAAUCUGCGAAAAAGCCGAAGCUCACUUCGAAUUGGACUUUUCGUCGUUUUGA
This is a messenger RNA of Alternaria incomplexa, 1023 nucleotides long. RefSeq lists its product as uncharacterized. The coding region runs from base 1 to 1023 and encodes 340 amino acids. Gene Ontology annotation, molecular function: protein binding. Lineage: Eukaryota; Fungi; Ascomycota; Dothideomycetes; Pleosporales; Pleosporaceae. The record is from RefSeq and is a predicted model, not a curated record. The transcript has 2 exons.